Molecule: messenger RNA, 213 nt
Organism: Entrophospora candida
Lineage: Eukaryota; Fungi; Glomeromycota; Glomeromycetes; Entrophosporales; Entrophosporaceae
Source: the annotation of a GenBank genome assembly
AUGCGACCAAUUGCUUGCGAGACAGCAACAAAAACUGGGCUUGUUUUUGUAUUUGGCGAAAUUAGUACUUCUGCCUCUCUUGACUAUCAACGAAUAAUACGUGAUACUAUUAAACGUAUAGGUUAUGAUGAUUCUUCAAAAGGCUUCGAUUAUAAAACUUGUAAUAUUUUGGUGGCAAUUGAACAACAAUCACCUGAUAUUGCUCAAGGCCUU